This is a messenger RNA of Durusdinium trenchii, 531 nucleotides long. The record is from the annotation of a GenBank genome assembly. NCBI's taxonomy places the organism in Eukaryota, Dinophyceae, Suessiales, Symbiodiniaceae.
AUGGCCAUCAGUGCAGCAGCCUUCCAAGAAUGCCUUCUCAAGGAGCUGAAACAUUUCCGGGAUGCCAACCGGGUCCUCACUGAGGAGGAGCGCCGGCAAGCGUUAAGUGGGCUCAACCGAUUGGUGCGGCCACGUUCUGCACCUUUGAGUUCCUUGACCAGGAUCAACUCAGCGCCGGACUUGACGGUGGGCUCCCCCGUUCGCCUUGCCGGUCUUCGAAGCCGUGCAGAAUUCAACGGGACCAUUGGCGAGGUGCUAGAGCGAGAGCCUGACUCGCACGGACAGUUGUUGGUGCGAAUCUUUCCAGAAGGUGCCUCCCAGAAGAUUGUGUGGGUGAGUCCUGAGAAACUUCGCUUUGAGGCAUCGCCACUACAUACGCGCGCUGGAAGGCAGUGGCUCUCCAAACCACUGAGGCACUUGGCUCACAAGUCCUUCCACGCUGCUCCCAAUGGGGGCUUUUUCAGUGAGAGCACUUCGUUGCCCGCACUGAUGCGAGACUCGCAGCGCCCCAACGCGGUGAAUGGAGCCUGA